AUGAAUUGUACCUCUUUGUACGUUGUGUACCUCGUGCUCUGCCUUUACUUCUGCCGUUUCUGCCACUGUCAGUUGCAAUGUAAUUCGGGUAGAGCGCAGCGCCAAAAACGCAUUGCCAUUCAGAGUCCCAGUGGCGUUCAACUGAGCGGAUUGGACCACUGCCAAUACGAGGUGACACCAUGGAGCAACCAAGUGUGUCAAGUGCGCAUCGAUUUCGUGCGCCUGGAGUUGGAGCAGCCUCAAUUGAAUGCCACUAGUCAGAUGCUAGAAUGCGUGGACUUUCUGCAGGUGCAGCAGCGUUUUCGCAUUUGCGGCAAAAAUAACGGCCAGCAUUUAUAUGUGCCCCUGCAACGUGGUCAAGUGCUGCAGUUGCUCUUCACGCUGGCCACACGUUCGCCACAGUCUGUGUGGCAGUUGACGCUGACCCAACUCGAAUGCCCAGACUCAAUGCUGCCCUCCAGCAGGGAGAUGGAUCCAGCAGUUUUUGCCAUGCCUGUGCAAGUAUCUGGUUUGCCAUCCCUACAGAAUCUCUUACCACGCACCAUAUUUGGCGGCCAAUCUGGCAUUGGUUCUGGCAAUGGACCAGCUGCCCAAUUGAUCCAGACACUUAGAUCACCUUCCCGUAACGAUUUGGAAAUGCUAGCGCCCCUCGGAUGUGAUCAAUAUUGGCAAACUACAACUGGCAAAAUUGUUAGCUUUAAUUUUGGCAGUGACAAUUACGUGCCCAAUAUGAAGUAUUCCAUUUGUAUCAAGGGCAUGGCCAAUAAUGAGAUAAGUUACACCAUCGAUCAUUUAUCUUUAUCAAAGACAAAUAAUAUCGAUGUGGCCGGCGUUGGAUACGAUGCGGAUUGUCAGAGUUUGGUAUCAACAGUUGGACAUUCAUCGGACUAUCUGCUUAUACCCAAUUCAUAUAUGGUAAACAAUGCAGCAUUACGACCAACUUAUUACUGUGGCAAUGGACUGACUGCAGAGAAACUCAUUGCACGUCCGCCAUUUGUCAUUUACUUCUCCAGCGAUGCGCAGACAAGUGCAUCCGAAACAGGCUUCCAGCUGACCUACACGGUCCAACAGCGGCAAGUGGAAUUGUAAAUGCAACUCAAAUUGGCAUAUAUGUAUAUGCACACAUACAUUCAUACGAAUACAUGUAUUAAAUAAAGCCUUAUAGUCUUAACUAA
Molecule: messenger RNA, 1175 nt
Organism: Drosophila willistoni
Lineage: Eukaryota; Metazoa; Arthropoda; Insecta; Diptera; Drosophilidae
Exons: 2
Coding region: 1-1089 (362 amino acids)
Source: RefSeq, a predicted model, not a curated record